Messenger RNA from Oppiella nova, 1065 nucleotides. Lineage: Eukaryota; Metazoa; Arthropoda; Arachnida; Sarcoptiformes; Oppiidae. The record is from the annotation of a GenBank genome assembly.
AUGUCUUCGAAGUCCUCUCAGAAGACAUUCCGCGGCGAAGAUGAAGAGGAAGACGAAGAGAUGCUGAGAAGGGCUGCACUGAAGUCAAUGGCCGUAAGAGACAAAUCCAAAGCGACGGCUGAUGUCAAGAAGCGCACCAAUAAUGCCAUCAAAAGUAACAAUUACUUCAAGAAUAGUCACCGAAACAACGGAUCCAAGCAUUCAAAUCUGAUUGUUUUGACCAAAAACGAGCCACAAAUAGCUGAUAGUCAGACAACCAGUCAUUCAAAGAGUUUCACUAAAAUAGUGGACAAGACGUCGACGGAUGGGUCCAAAGGAGGGGAACACAAGGGAAGUGUCGGUCCCGAGAGGUUCAGUCGAUACGAACGCAACGAUUCCGACGAUGAGAGCGACGAAGACAGCGAUGAGUGCUGUGAAGACAAGCACUCGAUGACCACAACGACCACCACUAAUGAGAUAAACGAUAAGAACAUUACAAACGCUGACAUGAAUUGUGAGACAAUUGAUGAGACAAUUGUUUGCAAUGACAUCUCAAAGAGUGAUAAUAAUAAUGAAUUGAAUUGUGAUUCCAAUCGACAAACGAAUUAUAAUAAGGAAUUGUUCGACAAUUCAGACGUGACUUCUGGCAGAGAAGACAUCUGCGACAAGAAGGAGACAAAAGAAAGGAUCAAAUUGAGUGCGAGUAGUGAUGUGUCGAAGACGUCUGUAUUGGAGCGAAGGAAACAGAAGUUCGGUUCAUCCGUAUCCGUAACGGAGGACUCGCUGUCUGAAGACAAAAGCAGUGGAAACAGCGAUUUGUUUGAAAAUAAUAGUCCAAUGAAUGCAAACAGAGUUAGUGUUAAAAGUCGUUUGUCUGAUAAUUGCGGACAAAAGCAGAGGUUUUAUUCAAAGAAUUGUAGACAUAAUUCAAAUGAUAGUAUUAGUAGUAAUAAAGAGAUUGAAAGUCGUGUCAGACAUCACCCAAACGCACGACACGAGCGACAAAUGGACUCAAAUGACGACUUCAGAGAUUGUGAUAGUUCUUCGUCUAAGAAAAGGUUACGCUCUUUAGUGGUAAUGAAAUGA